This is a messenger RNA of Acaulospora morrowiae, 1455 nucleotides long. The record is from the annotation of a GenBank genome assembly. NCBI's taxonomy places the organism in Eukaryota, Fungi, Glomeromycota, Glomeromycetes, Diversisporales, Acaulosporaceae.
AUGUCCGAGGAAGCCCCACUUUUAGGUUCGGAUAUUGAACUCACGUCAAGCGCCGUUUCUGCCGCCAACAACGCAGAAAUCCAGCCGCGAGUACGGUUUCAACAACCAGAGUCGACCGGUUCCACAAGUACACCGAGCGCACCUCAGUCGAGACUAAAGAAACAACCGUAUCCUCUAGCGAUUGUUACCGAACAACUUCCCAACAAUGCUUCUGGAAGUCGUUCUAAACCCACUGCACCGUUACGAACUACGAAAACUUCCCAAAAGUUAGUAUUACUCCCUGAAGAAGCUGAUGCACCUACGGCUAAUCUCAUCGAUGAUUUUUCUGACCACGCUGAAACGCCUGUCACCCCAUCAGCUUCGCAACCGUUUUCCGAUCAGCACGAUCGUACGGAUGCCGAACGGAUGGAUAAAGAGGUCAGAGAUAACGCAAAGUAUUCAAGGGUGACUGCUUACUGUUCCGCGGAAGGAUACUAUCUUGGGCUCCUCAUGGAAUUCCUGAAGAGAGAACACAAUGUUCAACCAAAACGAUACGAUGAAUGCGUUUACGCUCCAUAUCAUUUCCCAUUACUUCCCGGACGAAAUUCAAAGAUCGUAUCAUCAACAGCCGCAAGGUCACCGAAUGGUCACACGUUCAUAGAUCGACAAAUCGAGAACUUCGAGAAUGGUGACGGUUUAAAUCCCUAUUUUGUGACUGAUGGGAUAUUUGAUAAUGAUGAACAAGAUGUUGUUGCGUCAACGAAGACAAUGAAUAACAUCGCCGAAGUUUUUUACUUUGAUUACGGGGUCGUGGUGUUUUGGAAUUUUACGGAAGAACAAGAGUACAUGUGCCUCGAUGAUAUUGCUUCUGCCGGUGUAUCUGUUCGUCCGUUGAAGGUGGAUGAUGUUGAAAGCGAGACUUUUCAUUUUCAAUAUGACUUCGAUUCGACCAGGCAACCUAGGAUUUUUAAUGACAUGAUUACCUUGAAGACCGAUAAUCACAUGAUCAAGCUCACGAUUAGCCAUGCCCUGAGUCAAAGCACAAAGUUAAAUUUGUACGAAUGGCAAAUGGAGGAUACAAUUGAGAAGACCAGUCAUAUACCGAAGAUGCUGGCUCAAACAGGCACAUUGAAUUUGAACCGAACCCAGGUCACGAAGUUAACCGGGGAGAUGUUUAAACUGAGAAUGCAUGUCAAUCUUAUUUCUAAUGUCUUAGAUACCCCGGAGAUAUUUUGGUCAGAACCAUCUUUACAACCCCUGUACAAUGCUAUACGAGCUUACCUCGAAAUUUCUCAACGAGCUAAACUGCUUAAUGAACGAUGUAACGUAAUAAGUGAUCUACUUGACAUGUUACGUGAGGAUGUUGGUAAUACCAAUAUGACAAAGAUCACGUGGAUUAUCAUUUGGUUGAUCGUGGUUGCAGUUUUGGUUGCAAUAGGUGAAAUUGCUGUGAAAGCCUUAAAUAAAUAUAGUUAA